This is a messenger RNA of Nelumbo nucifera (sacred lotus), 1085 nucleotides long. The record is from RefSeq and is a predicted model, not a curated record. Lineage: Eukaryota; Viridiplantae; Streptophyta; Magnoliopsida; Proteales; Nelumbonaceae.
AUGCCUGGGGGUUAUAACUGCUCCUGCCCAGAUGGUAUGGAUGGAGACGGAAGAAAAAGUGGAAGUGGUUGCACUGCCCAUCCAAAGAAGCAAUCCGCGGUGAUGGAAGAAGUUGCUUUAGUGGAUGAAAACCGGCUCAAGCAGUUCAUUAAUGAAAUUGUCAUACUUUCACAGAUCAAUCAUAGGAAUGUGGUUAAACUGUUUGGUUGUUGCUUAGAUGCAGAAUUUCCUCUACUAAUUUAUGAGUUCAUCUCUGGUGGAAACCUUGCUGAAAGGAUUCAUGAGAAAAACAAAGACUUGCUCUUUUCAUGGAACAUUCGUUUAAAAAUCGCCACAGAAAUUGCAAGUGCAGUUGCCUACUUACAUUCAGCAGCCUCCAUACCAAUUUACUAUAGGGACAUAAAAUCUUCAAGCAUACUCUUGGAUGAAAAAUAUACAGCUAAGGUUUCAGACUUUGGGAUUUCAAGAUUGGUUGAAAAUGAUAAAACUCACUUAACUACAUCGGUACAAGGGACCUUUGGAUACUUUGACCCAGAGUACUUUCAGUCAUACCAAUUUACUGAGAAGAGUGAUGUCUUCAGUUUUGGGGUAGUUCUUCUAGAGCUCUUAACAGUAGAAAAAACAAUUUCUUCCAGUAGAUCAUCAGAAGAUAGAUGUUUAGUCACAUAUUUUGCUUCGUCAGUGAGGGAAGACCACUUCUUUAAGAUUCUUGAUCCCCAAAUUAAGCAGGAGGGUAAAACAGAGGAGCUCCAGGCAGUUGCUAACCUUGCAAUGAGAUGCUUGAAUACGAGUGGAAGGGAAAGGCCAACAAUGAUGGAAGUUGCAUCAGAACUCGAAAGAUUAAGAAGGUCGGAUGAGCCUUCGGUAGUCCCCGAUAAUGGCCAAGAGGUGGAGAUCUUCAUCAAUGAAACUUUGAGCUUAUAGCCAACAAGUUCAACCACUUCAACUUCAACCAGCAAGUUUACAAAUUUGGAGAAUAGCAUCAUUUUGCAACAACAGGAACAUCCACUAAUGUUACCAUCUCACACAUUUUAACAAAGAUGAAUGUAUUGCAGAGUGGUGUCUUCUUAAUAGUAAAAUAAUGU